Megalops cyprinoides (Indo-Pacific tarpon) is the source of this 3139-nucleotide messenger RNA. It is a transcript of the gene mmp11a, whose product is annotated as matrix metallopeptidase 11a. The transcript is spliced from 8 exons. Gene Ontology annotation, cellular component: extracellular matrix. The record is from RefSeq and is a predicted model, not a curated record. The coding region runs from base 64 to 1533 and encodes 489 amino acids. Gene Ontology annotation, molecular function: metalloendopeptidase activity; zinc ion binding. Gene Ontology annotation, biological process: collagen catabolic process; extracellular matrix organization; proteolysis. NCBI's taxonomy places the organism in Eukaryota, Metazoa, Chordata, Actinopteri, Elopiformes, Megalopidae.
GCUCCCUCCCUGCUCGCCUGAAGGUGGUCUUUCACUCAAGCGCACGAACGUUCCAGUCAAAGGAUGAUGCUGGCAACACAGAUUCUCUCCGGAGCAUUAGCGCUGCACUUAAUAAUUCUUUCCAUACAUUGCCUGCCAGUGCCCGAGAGGAAAAACACCAACAGGUACAAAGCCACGGCGGGAUGGCUCCAGAAGUCCCAUCAGUACACUCUGAAAAAGAGGGGCAAACCAAACCACCCUCAGGACACCCUGAAGGUGAAAGAGGGCUCCUAUGACAAGGAUGACCCUACAGGGACCGCCUUCCUGAAGAACGGCACCAAGUUCUGGAACCGGCCCCGCUGUGGCGUCCCAGACUACCCCGCGAAGAAGGGGGCAGUGUUUGCCGGCCGGCAGAGGCAGAAGAGAUUCGUCCUGUUCGGGGGCCGAUGGGAGAAGACUGACCUCACCUACAAGAUCGUCCGUUUCCCCUGGCAGAUGAGUGAGGACAAGGUACGCCGGGUGCUGAUGGAGGCCCUCCGGGUGUGGAGUGAUGUUACCCCACUCACCUUCUCUGAGGUCACCAGCGGGAAGGCUGACAUCAUGAUCGACUUCACAAGGUAUUGGCACGGAGACAACCUGCCCUUUGAUGGCCCCGGGGGAAUCCUGGCGCAUGCUUUCUUUCCCAGAACGCACCGUGCGGGCGACAUCCACUUCGACUACGAUGAAACGUGGACCGUUGGCAACAGCAUGGGUACGGAUCUUCUCCAGGUGGCAGCGCAUGAGUUCGGUCAUGUCCUGGGCCUGCAGCACUCCAUGGUUCCCGGGGCGGUGAUGUCGCCCUUCUACAGUUUCUCCUACCCGCUGCAGCUGAGCGAGGAUGACAAGCAGGGUAUUCAGUACCUGUAUGGCCCCCGGAGGACCACGGCGCCCCACGUCAGCACCGAGACCAACGAGAUCGACGUCGGCACACCGGACGCCUGCCACACGGACUUCGACGCGGUGUCCAUGAUCCGGGGGGAGCUGUUUUUCUUCAAGUCGCGCUACGUCUGGCGCAUCCGGGACGGGCAGCUGCAGGAGGGGUACCCCGCACUGGCGUCCCGCCACUGGAGGGGCAUUCCCGAAAACAUCGACGCCGCCUUUGAGGACAAGGCCGGGAAUAUCUGGUUUUUCCAAGGCCAGAACUACUGGGUGUUUGACGCGGAGAGGCAGAUCACCGGGCCAGACUCCCUGCAGAGCCUGGGUCUGCCGGUCUCCGACAUCCAGGCUGCCCUCAUGUGGGGCGAAGACAAGAGCCAGAAGAUCUACUUCUUCAAGUCCGGGAGCUACUGGCGGUUCAACCCCCAGGAGAACCGGGUGGACACCGCCCACCCUCGCAACAUGCAGGACUGGAGGGGCAUUCCCAACGAUAUUGACGGUGCCUUUCAGGACCGAUACGGAUACGCCCACUUUCUCAGUGGGAGACAUUACUGGAAGUUUGACCCCGUGGAAGUGAAGGUACUGGAGGGAUAUCCUCGCUAUAUCGGCAUGGACUUUUUCGGCUGUAGAGCUUCCUAAUCGUUUGACCUCCGCUGCCGUCGAAGGGCAGCAUCACACCACACUGGCCAGGUGAAAUACGUGCAUCAGUCGCUUUUAUGUGUGUGGCCUACUGGUGCUAACGUCGUCCGCCUGGCUCAGUGCAAUGUCCUGUGAAUUUAAAACAAAGUAUCUCCACUGACGACCCAUGUAACGGCCCACUCUCAAUCUCCUUCUAUGGGAUAGACCUAACAUUCAAACUAACAAACAUUCUCACUUCAUAUUAGGUGAAACUCAUCUUCUGCAUCGAAAGGUAGAUAAACUAGUUACCUACUUGGUUUGUAAGUAAGAAAGCCAGUACACAACGCAUAAUGCAGGGAUUUCAAUUGUGAAUCUGUAUCUGACCUUAUUUAUCUUGGCUUUGCUCUGGACCUCCGACAGUUUGGACAUUACAGAACUCAAAUGGUUUCUUCUCAGGAAAAAAAAUGCACAUUUGCAUAUGUAGCUCUCACCUCAGUUUUUGGACUUCCUGUGCAGCUAUACUACUGUUUAUUUGUGUUCAUCAUAAAGGGUUAUGUUUUAGAGACUGGAACAGCACUGGAUCCAAAUCUGGCCCAAGCCAUCUGCGAAUGCAGUGAAUCAAUAACAAUAACACAUGCAACACCAUGUAACGCGUCCACUCAUGUGACAGGGUUAUUUCUCAAAAUAAAACACUUUGAAGAAUUCCAGUGUAAUUGUCCCAGUAUAGCAUGGGACGGGCUCUAACUGUUGCUGUUUCAUUCCUCAAAGCACAACCUUUCAAAUGUAGCAGCACAAGCGUACCUUAGCUGCGAGAGGGUACACAUGUUUUAGGAUUAUGGUUGCAAGAGUGGUAACACUUUUUACAAAUAAAAGGUGCUAAAAUACAUACGCCCACUGAUAAACAGGGAAAUUGUUCAUGUCCGUCAUUAAGCGUUUUUGAGUGCCUCUAGCGUAGCUGGUGUUACAGUUCUCAAAGGACAUGAUUGCCAUACUCUGCACUAAUCUAUACAUGAACAGAUCAGUGAUGAUCAGUGAUGCUCUCAUCUUUAUGUCCAGCUGUAUAUGAGGGAACAACUCAAACCGUGCAUUUUAAGUCCUCAGGAACAUGGCUUCUAAGAAAAUCCUCUAAAGCAAGUAACUUUGAAUUUUAAAAACAAAUGUGUCCUCUUUCCUCGUGGUGCUUCCAUUGGUGUCUGAUGUUCAAGAGAAGAGAGUGAGCCCUAAUUCCUGGCUUUAAUUAGCGACUGGUAUUAUUGUCAAACAAACCAUUUGGAUCAGUUUGCUUUUUGGUGUGUGUGCCAUGUGACAAAAUCUGCAGUGCAUCAGUGCUGGACACUGGUGGAAUUUUUUUGGUUUUCUAUGUAUUUUUUUACACUGUGUUAUACAACUCAUUGUGAUUUCUUUAUACCAUAUUGCUGAGGUAAGGAAACUUUAAAACCUUGUGGAAGCCACAGGUCACAUUGGUCUGCACUGUCAUUGCACUGGUAGUACUGACUAUACACUACACUUAAGAUAAAAUGUACAGCACCCAAACACUGUUAUGUUAACCAAUGAUUCUCUUAGACGUAAGCCUAUGUAUCUCUGAUCCUAACAUAAUCGGCUGUUUUUUUGUUUUGUUUUACGAUUG